AGUGAGAGUGCGACAGGUGAUUAUCCGUUAAUAUAAUUAAGGUGUUAAACAACACACAUACAUUAAGAGUCAGACAGAUGGUUAGAGUUAGUGUGUCUGUUGUCCUGAAGGUUCCUACAGACAGACAGGUGGACAGACAGGUAAAGUUGUCUUACAGUAUGAGGAGGAACUGACUGACAGCUGAAGAGACGAGCUUCAGAGUCAUCUACCUGUCUAUGGACGGCGCCCUUAGCAUUUGCCUAUACUGCCUAUGCCACCUGUCUGUGAGUCCUUUUACCUGUCUGUGAGUCUGUCUAACUGUCUGUGAGUCUGUCCUACCUGUCUGUGAGUCUGUCUACAUGUCUGUGAGUCUGUCUACAUGUCUGUAAGUCUGUCCUACCUGUCUGUGAGUCUGUUCUACCUGUCUGUGAGUGUCCUGUGAGUCCGUCUACCUGUCUGUGAGUCCGUCUACCUGUCUGUGAGUCUGUUCUACCUGUCUGUGAGUCUCUUUACCUGUCUGUGAGUCUGUCUAACUGUCUGUGAGUCUGUCCUACCUGUCUGUGAGUGUUCUACCUGUCUGUGAGUGUUCUACCUGUCUGUGAGUCCGUCUAGCUGUCCGUGAGUCUGUCCUACCUGUCUGUGAGUCUGUCCUACCUCAGGUUCAGGUGUGUAUGUAGUGUAUGGAGGCAGACAGGUGAGUGAUAUCAGCCUGUAGGUUACCCAGAAUUCUUUUUGAGGAUCCUGUUGCCAUGGAGGAGCUGGUGAAACACCUGUCCAGGUGUCAGCACAUGGGCUGGAUGAAUGUGAUUGAGCUGAAGAGUGCCUCCAUCCAUUGGCUGUCAUGUGGUCGAAAGGCGGAGCCUGAUGUCUGGAAUAAAAUGUUCUGCAUCCUGUCAGAUUCUCAUUUACUGAUGCUCAACAACCUGGAGGUUCAUCCUCUGCUUCUGGCCGAGAGGGCGGAGACUUGUACUGUCUGGUUGCUAAGAUACACUCUCCAUGUGACCUCAGCGCCUCCUCGCCCCGCCCACAAAGAUGUUCCAGAGCGAGGAGUCCGUCGACAGAGCAUGCCCAGUAGCUCCACCGUGGACACGCCCACUGCCAGAGUGACGGGCUUCCUGUCCCGGAGGUUGAAGCAGUCUCUUCGUCGUACUCGCUCUCAGCCGAAACUGUCUCGUCCGAGCAGCAUGAAGUCUGACCUGAUCACUGCUGACACCAGGUGUGUGAUGCGGCGGCUGCACUGUGGUAGCCAGGAGUCAUUGCUAAGCGCCGGCUGUGUGUCGUCUCUGGAGCUCAGGAUGGACCAAUCAGUGAUCAUCAAACCAGUUCACUCCUCCCUGCUGGGACAGGACUACUGCUUCGAGGUAACGACCUCGACUGGAACAAAGUGUUUCUCCUGUCGGUCGGCAGCAGAGAGAGAUAAAUGGAUGGAGAACCUGAGGAGAGCGGUUCAUCCCAACAAAGACAACAGCAGGAGGCUGGAGAACGUUCUGACGGUGUGGGUGAUCGAAGCCAAAGACCUGCCCGCCAAGAAAAGGUAUUUCUGCGAGCUGUGUCUGGACGACAGUCUUUAUGCUCGGACGUCGUGUAAACUGAAGACUGACAACAUAUUUUGGGGCGAGCGUUUUGACUUCAGCAGUCUGCCAUCCAUCAGCGCCGUCACUCUUCACCUCUACAAAGACACCGACAGGAAGAGGAAGAAAGACAAGAGCAGCUACGUAGGAUUGGUCAACAUCCCCGUUGCCACAGUGACCGGCAGACAGCUGGUGGAGAAGUGGUAUGCAGUUAGCACGCCCAGUACCAGCAGAGGAAAGUCGUCUGUGCCGACGGUGCGAAUCAAAGCUCGCUAUCAGAGCAUCGUCAUCCUGCCGAUGGAGCAGUACAAAGAGUUUGCCGAGUACAUCAGCUCCAACUACCUGCUGCUGUGUAACACUCUGGAGGCCUCCAUCAGCCUGAGAGCUAAAGAGGAGCUGGCUGCUGCGCUCGUCCACAUCCUGCACAGCACUGGCAAGGCCAAGGACUUUCUGACGGACCUGAUGAUGUCGGAGGUGGACCGUUGCCGUGAUAACGACCAGCUGAUCUUCAGAGAGAACACGCUGGCAACGAAGAGUAUAGAGGAAUACCUGAAGCUGAUUGGACAGAAGUACCUGCAGGACGCCCUCGGUGAGUUCAUUAAAGCUCUGUAUGAGUCAGAUGAGAACUGUGAGGUCGACCCGUCUCGCUGUGCGACCUCUGACCUUGCAGAGCAUCAGGCCAACCUGAGGAUGUGCUGUGAACUUGCCUUCUGUAAGAUCCUCGACUCCUACAGGGUCUUCCCCCGGGAGCUGAAGGAGGUGUUUGCGUCAUGGCGACAGGAGUGCGGUAACCGGGGGCGGCCAGACAUUAGCGAGCGCCUCAUUAGCGCCUCGUUGUUCCUGCGCUUCCUGUGUCCGGCUGUGAUGUCACCAUCACUGUUUGACCUGAUGCAGGAAUACCCUGACGAACGCUCAGCAAGAACUUUAACCCUCAUCGCCAAGGUCAUCCAGACCCUCGCCAACUUCAGCAAGUUCGGCACUAAAGAGGAGUACAUGCUGUUUAUGAACGACUUUGUGGAGCGGCAAUGGAGCAGCAUGCAGCGUUUCCUGCAGGAGAUCUCAAACCCUGACGGACUGAACCACACCGCUGGCUUCGACGGAUACAUCGACCUCGGCCGGGAGCUCUCCACCCUGCACACCCUGCUGACCGAGCUUGACCAGUCAUGUCUGUCGAAGCUCGGUCCUCUUCCUCGGAUCCUCAGAGACGUGUCGGCAGCUCUGGCUAACCCGGGGGGUGUGGCUAAUCCCGGGGGGGUUUCCGUGUCUUCCCCAGAGCCUCAGCGUGUGGUGUCUCCGCCUCCUAUGUCCCCGCCCCCUCUGUCCCCACCCCUCUCUCCUCCUCUGGCGGCUUGUAAUCCCUCCAUCGGCCUGCAGGGAGGCGUCGGACUGGAUGGAGGUUUGGUAGAUUUCACCAGACUUCCCUCUCCGACUCCAGAGAACAAAGAUUUGUUCUUUGUCACCAAAGGAUCCAGUCUACAGCCCGCAUCAGGUCUGCAGGGCUCUCCGGCUCCGAGCUCGUCGUACUCGGAGCCCAAUGAGAACGAGGUGGGGUUUGAAAUGACCAACGGUGGCCGGAGGGAGGGGCCAGAGCUGACCAAUGAGAGCCGCAGUCUGUCCCUGGUCGACCUGCAGGACUCCUCCCCUAGCGACGGCCUUGACGACAGCCAAUGGCAGCGCAGGACCGGGCUCCUUCCCCUCUCCUUCCAGAACCCCGUGUAUCACAUGACCACCACGUCUCCACGGCAGCAGACGGACGCCACUCCCUCGGACGGCUCAGUGGGGUCACAGGGAAAUGCUGAUGACAGGAACGCCACGGCAACCAAACCCGCAUUUCUUACCCAGAUGUCUGUGGGGCUGGGAGGGGGCGAGAGAGGGGAGAGAGGGGAGAGGAUGUCGGCCAUGUCGAGUAGCAGCAGCGGCGAGGAAUACUCAAGACGGGCGCUGUCUCUGACUGAGACUCUCACAGACUCACCUGAUGAUGUCACUGUUGUUGCCUCAGGUAGCUCCGCCCCUAAUCGUCAGAACUCCUCGGGUCCUCAGAGACGCAUCGAUCAGCCCCCCCCACCCUCCUCAGCGGCACCAGGACCUCCUCGAGGUCGAACGCCUCCCAGCAUGCUUAGUGGCGGCGGAGGCUCCGCCUACCCUCCUCGCCCUGCCUCUGGCAGCAUGAUGUCAUCAAGUCCCGAUUGGCCGAGCAGCGGUCAGUCACGGCUCAGACAGACGUCGUCAUCGUCUAAAGGAGACAGCCCCGAGAAACAGCGGUCGGCUGCCAAGGCGCCCUCUCCCUGUGCUUUGGACCGGACGGCGGCCUGGCUGCUCAACAUGAAUUCUGCUUCCUCCUACGGCGAGACGGAGGACGAUCGCCACGACGAUGCCCUCAUAGAAAAGUACCAGCAGGAGAUUGCGUUGCUGCAGGAGAAGUUGCGAGUUGCGGCGCUGCGACAGGACGAGUGUGAAGCCCGACUGCUGAUCCAGGACCAGCAGAACCAGCGCAUGCUGCAGGAGUACCAGGCCCGGCUGGAGGACACAGAGAGCAGACUGAGGAGACUGCAGGACGAUAAAGACCUCCAGAUGAACAGCAUCAUCAGCAGGUUGAUGGCAGUGGAGGAGGAGCUGAAGAAGGAUCACUCUGACAUGCAGGCGGUGGUCGACUCCAAACAGAAGAUCAUAGAGGCACAGGAGAAGAGGAUUGCGAGUCUCGACGCCGCUAACAGUCGUCUGAUGGCGGCGCUGACUCAGCUGAAGGAGCGGUACGCUGUGACAUCACAGAGGAACGGGCUGUCUCCUAGCAACACGUCGUCUCUGCAGAUCACUGAGAACGGAGAGUUCCGGAACUCCGGCAACUGCUGAGCUCUGAUUGGCUCUAACGGAAGGGGAGGGGCUUAUCUGCAUGAUGUGUGAGAGGCAACAGGAGGUGGGGCUACCGUGUUAGCCACGCCCCCUAGAGUAACCCAAUCAAUACUGUUACCACAGACCUGUCAAUCAACUGUCACCUCCUACAGAGAUGGAUCUGACCUCCGAGCUCCUGUUGCUAGGUUACCCCUCAGUUCCUGUUUUUGUUUUGCAUGUUUCCUUUUUCAACAUUUUACCAAGCCUGACAUCAUAUCCUUUUUUUUUUCUUUUGGUACUCCCUGUUGAGAGCCAGACCCCACCAACAACCAGGCUGCACGUCUUUAUCCUAUUGGACCAACUCUGGUUGUAUAUGGCUCUGGUCUGAUUGAACCAACUACAGUCACAUAUGACUCUGGUCUUAAUGGACAAACCCUGUCUAUAUAUGGCUCUGGUCUUAUUGGCCAAACUCUACAGCUUUGUUGUAACUCUGACUGUAUGUGGUUCUGGUGUGACCAGCGCAACUUUGGCUGUAUAUGGUUCUGGUGUUUAGCAGUUUCUAUUUAGAUGAAAAACUUUAUUGAGAGACGACACAUGGACAGUUUGUCCGAUGGAAUAUAUUCAUAACUCUUUAUGUCUUAAAGGGACAGUCCAACUCUUUAGUCUCAGUCCAGUACACAGAGAGGGUUAGCCUAGCUUAGCACAAAGACUGGAAGCAGGGGGAAACUGUUAGCAUAGCUCCAUCAGAGCAAUCUUGGUGUGAUUGUGUUGAGCGUUUGGCCGCUCCGGGCUUCCGUAGUGGUGGAUGUGACAUUAGUUUGUGUCGUUUCAGAGAAUUCUACUGAUUUUAAUGUAAACCUCAGAUUUUAUUGUAAAACUUUAAAUUGUGAUGAUCAGUUUGUGCGCGUGCACACACACACACACACACACACACACACACACACACACACACACACACACACACACUCUCUGUGUCUGUAUUUAAACUCUUUCUGUUUUUAUUUAUCAACAUCAGUAUUUAUAAACAAAUGCUCCAAUAAACUAUUCCACUAUCA
This is a messenger RNA of Dicentrarchus labrax (European seabass), 5434 nucleotides long. RefSeq names its product disabled homolog 2-interacting protein-like. Gene Ontology annotation, biological process: regulation of GTPase activity. The transcript is spliced from 23 exons. NCBI's taxonomy places the organism in Eukaryota, Metazoa, Chordata, Actinopteri, Moronidae. The record is from RefSeq and is a predicted model, not a curated record. The coding region runs from base 729 to 4400 and encodes 1223 amino acids.